ACCAGAGAUCGCCACCAUUUUUGUUUGCCGCGUGCAUCUCCAACGCCCAUUAAGGGUUCGAUGGCUCCUCCUCCUGCACUUUCCCAUCCAGACUACACUCUUUCAUCCUCCAUCCCUCCUUCAUCAUCCACAACUGGUUCAUCGUCCCCUCAUAAUGUCUGUCGACCUCCAGAUCUACAACGACAAGGUCGUCUGCGGUCAACACAAGAGCGAGGUGUGCUCAGAAUGUAACCAGUCCUUUGCCGAGAUCAACGACCUUGCCCGCCACCUUAAGUCCACCAACGGUCAAGUGCCUCAACCAGGGGCUGUCCUUCCAUUACGUUCGCAGCAGAUUGCAAAGAUGCGUGAGGACGGCAACACUCACUUCCGAGCCCAGCGUCAUCAGGAGGCCAUCACAGCCUAUACCAAUGCUAUCAACAUUGCGUUUGAUCGCCCUCUCUGGGAGCCGACUGGCCUUGCUCGUGAGGAACUGGCCGUCUUGUUGUGCAAUCGCUCAGCAGCCUACAUCGCCCGCAAGGAAUGGGUGAACGCAUAUGUCGAUGCUCAGGGUGUCAUUGAGCUGAAGCGCCCAUGGUCCAAAGGCCAUUUCCGUCUGGGCAAGGCGCUCUUUGGCAUGGGACGCGUUGAGGAGGGCGUUGAGGCCUUGAGAUUGGGACUGAUGUUUGAUCCCGAGAGUGCAGAAAUCCAGAAGGCUCUUAAGGAGGGCGAGGCCACCUUGGCUGCAGAGGAGGCCAACGAUGAGUAGAGCAAUCGACAUGGUCAGGAAAGAUCAUUUGUAUCAUAUCAUAAAAUAAUAAACCCACUUUUUUUGCAGGCGACGAGGGACGAUAUAACAAGAUAACAAUGGCAAUUGACAGACACGGGGGUUGAGAGAUUAGAGAAGAUAUAUCCAUGGUUUCCUU
This is a messenger RNA of Gamsiella multidivaricata, 902 nucleotides long. RefSeq lists its product as uncharacterized. The record is from RefSeq and is a predicted model, not a curated record. Gene Ontology annotation, molecular function: Hsp90 protein binding. The coding region runs from base 155 to 745 and encodes 196 amino acids. NCBI's taxonomy places the organism in Eukaryota, Fungi, Mortierellomycota, Mortierellomycetes, Mortierellales, Mortierellaceae. The transcript has a single exon.